AUGGCGAACACAGUGAUAGCUUUGAUAACAAACAGUGAUAAUCGCCUUCACACCCCGAUGUAUUUCUUCCUCACUCAGCUGUCCUGUUGGGAUAUCUGCUAUUUGUCUGUCAUUAUCCCAAGUAUUCUCGAGCACUUCUUCUGUGAGAUUCAGCCUCUCCUGGACCUGCUCUGUGGCAACACUCUCCCAAGUGAAAUCCAGGUCAUUGUGGUGGCUGUCUUUACUAUUCUGAGUCCUUUCUCACUGGUCAUUUAUUCCUGUAUUCCUAUCAUUUCCGCAAUUCUUCACGUGGCAUCAGCUGAGAGCCAGGAGAAGGCCUUUUCCACUUGCUCCUCACAGCUCCUGGUUGUGACUGUUUUUUUUGGCACUGCAGGCUCCAUGUACCUGCGGCCAAAAUACAGCUACUGUGCAUCUGUGGAUAAAUUCCUCUCCCUUUCUUAUUCUCUGGUGACUCCUUUAUUGAAUCCCAUCAUUUGCAGUUUGAGGAAUAAGGAGGUGAAAGGAGCC
This is a messenger RNA of Cinclus cinclus, 507 nucleotides long. Its product is annotated as olfactory receptor 10C1-like. The record is from RefSeq and is a predicted model, not a curated record. NCBI's taxonomy places the organism in Eukaryota, Metazoa, Chordata, Aves, Passeriformes, Cinclidae. The annotation marks the transcript as partial. The transcript has 2 exons. Gene Ontology annotation, cellular component: membrane. Gene Ontology annotation, molecular function: olfactory receptor activity. Gene Ontology annotation, biological process: G protein-coupled receptor signaling pathway.